Messenger RNA from Mizuhopecten yessoensis (Yesso scallop), 1473 nucleotides. RefSeq names its product histone H1-delta-like. Bases 72 to 662 code for a protein of 196 amino acids. Gene Ontology annotation, molecular function: double-stranded DNA binding; nucleosomal DNA binding; structural constituent of chromatin. The record is from RefSeq and is a predicted model, not a curated record. Gene Ontology annotation, cellular component: nucleus; nucleosome. The transcript has a single exon. Gene Ontology annotation, biological process: nucleosome assembly; negative regulation of DNA recombination; chromosome condensation. Lineage: Eukaryota; Metazoa; Mollusca; Bivalvia; Pectinida; Pectinidae.
CCACAAGACAUGCAGAUUUGUAGUUUCACUUCGCCAAGCGCAAUACACAAUUACACACGCACAGAACAACCAUGUCUGACUCUGAAGAAGUAACCACCCCAGCGGCUGAGGAUGCACCCGCCCCUGCCGCGGCACCAGCGGAACCCGCAGCUGCAAAAAAGAAGAAACCUUCAAAAUCCAAGCCAAAGAAACCAUCAACCCAUCCAAAAUUUAGGGAUAUGGCUGUUGAGGCCAUUGGAGCCCUAAAGGAAAGAAGUGGAUCUUCGAGACAAGCUAUAUUAAAACACAUCAGAGCAAACUACAGUGUUGACCAAGCAUCGGACAACAAUCAUUUAAAAAUGACAUUAAAAGCAUGCGUGAAGAACGGUACUUUAAAACAAUGCAAAGGCACUGGGGCAUCCGGAUCAUUUAAACUUGGAGACAAGGGAAAAGAGAAGCCAGCAAAGAAAACAAAGAAACCCGCAGCAGCAGCAGCUACAACUAAAAAGGCAAAAGUAGACAAAAAGAAAGUUUCAAAGCCAAAGAAAAGUAAAGCUAAGACAGAAAAGAAAGCUAAGGCUUCACCAAAGAAAAAGGCAGCCGCCAAACCUAAGAAGGCAAAAUCUCCCAAGAAGGCUGCUGCAAAGUCAAAGGCAAAGAAAGGAAAGGCCGCAAAGAAGUAAUGUGUCGGAAAAAUGUUUUUAAAAAUGUGUGUCGACAGAACCUGAUAUCCUGAGUAUUUAUACCAGAUUCAAGUUUUUCGAAAAAGACAUUUUGAAAAUACUCGACAUUGUUCUGAAGAAUAUUUAUUGUGAAUAAAUAUUGGACGGUUACAGUUCCAAGGACAAAGACUGCAUUCUAGAUUUGCAUCAUAUUAGUGACAUGAUGGACUGUUGGGACAUGUUUUGAAGAUUUGUAAAAACUGGAAAUCUCAGAUGUGGUAACGAGUAUAAAUAUAUAAUUAGCGAGAAUGUUGUAUGCAAUUUGUUUUCAAUGAUAGCAAAUCAUUGGCAAAUCAUGGGGGUGCUUUGGGACAGAAACUUCUGGGAGCAGUCUCGGGUUCGCCACUGUUUUGAUCUGUGUUUUUCAUUUGUGACAAAAUGUAAACUUGUAUGCUUAAUGAAAAAAUGCCUUUUACAGCAUUCAAACCGAGCAUAGAAAUUUGUUGUUUAAUGAGUAAAUUAUGAAAAUGGCUCAAAAUAAUGUAAAGGUCCUGUAAUUGUCAGAGUGAGGAUUUUUUAUUUCAUUUCUUGACAUGUCGUCUUAGUCAUAAAACAACAAAUACCUAUGUUGGGCCUGCUCAUAGGUUUCUAGUAUAAAAUUAAAUAUAGACUGAGCAUUAAUGUAAUUUGUUGUUGGUAAACAUUAUCAUAUAUUAUUUUCAUUAAUUGCAAUUGUGUAAAAUUGAUGGCAAAGCAUCAAUAUCAUCAUCAGUAUUCCAUUUGCUUUUUAAUUUCAUGUUCAUUUUUAUCCAAGUUUUCAUUUGUUUAAAAA